AUGUUUUACAAGAAGGAGCAAGCUGUGGAGGAAGCUGUGGAGGAAGCUGUGGAGGAAGCUGUGGAGGACGCUGUGGAGGAAGCUGUGGAGGAAGCUGUGGAGGAAGCUGUGGAGGAAGCUGUGGAGGACGCUGUGAAGGAAGCUGUGAGGGAAGCUGUGGAGGAAGCUGUGGAGGAAGCUGUGAAGGAAGCCGUGGAGGAAGCUGUGGAGGAAGCUGUGGAGGACGCUGUGAAGGAAGCUGUGAGGGAAGCUGUGGAGGAAGCUGUGGAGGAAGCUGUGAAAGAAAUCACACCAAGACCCCCCCUACACAGCACACCAAGACCCCCCCCCCCCCGACACAGCACACCAAGACCCCCCCCCGACACAGCACACCAAGACCCCCCCGACACAGCACACCAAGACCCCCUACACAGCACACCAAGACCCCCCUACACAGCACACGAAGACCCCCUACACAGCACACCAAGACCCCCCUACACAGCACACCAAGACCCCCCUGACACAGCACACAAAGACCCCCUGACACAGCACACAAAGACCCCCCUACACAGCACACCAGGACCCCCCUACACAGCACACAAAGACCCCCCUACACAGCACACCAAGAUCCCCCCUACACAGCACACAAAGACCCCCCUACACAGCACACCAGGACCCCCCUACACAGCACACAAAGACCCCCCUACACAGCACACCAAGAUCCCCCCUACACAGCACACAAAGACCCCCUACACAGCACACCAAGACCCCCUACACAGCACACAAAGACCCCCCUACACAGCACACCAAGACCCCCUACACAGCACACAAAGACCCCCUACACAGCACACCAAGACCCCCCUACACAGCACACCAAGACCCCCUACACAGCACACAAAGACCCCCCUACACAGCACACCAAGACCCCCUACACAGCACACCAAGACCCCCCGACACAGCACACGAAGACCCCCCUACACAGCACACCAAGACCCCCCCCCCGACACAGCACACCAAGACACCCCCUCCCUACACAGCACACAAGAAGACCCCCCCCCCUACACCAGGGAUCAUCCAAAAGGUUAA
Molecule: messenger RNA, 1065 nt
Organism: Oncorhynchus masou masou (cherry salmon)
Lineage: Eukaryota; Metazoa; Chordata; Actinopteri; Salmoniformes; Salmonidae
Exons: 2
Coding region: 1-1065 (354 amino acids)
Source: RefSeq, a predicted model, not a curated record